Rhincodon typus (whale shark) is the source of this 1254-nucleotide messenger RNA. RefSeq names its product alpha-1,6-mannosylglycoprotein 6-beta-N-acetylglucosaminyltransferase A-like. The transcript has 10 exons. Gene Ontology annotation, biological process: protein N-linked glycosylation. NCBI's taxonomy places the organism in Eukaryota, Metazoa, Chordata, Chondrichthyes, Orectolobiformes, Rhincodontidae. The record is from RefSeq and is a predicted model, not a curated record. Gene Ontology annotation, cellular component: Golgi apparatus. Gene Ontology annotation, molecular function: alpha-1,6-mannosylglycoprotein 6-beta-N-acetylglucosaminyltransferase activity. The coding region runs from base 76 to 1254 and encodes 392 amino acids.
UCACUGAUGUGGACAGAGUGAAAGAGACUUGUAAAGAAAUCUUCAGCAGUGAUAUAGAUUGAGAAUUUCUGCCCUAUGCUUCCAGUAAGAAUAAAUGACGUUGCUAAUAAUGAUGCCUUAAAACCCAAGGCCAAGGUUGCAACUAGCCUGGAUGGUUUGCUGGAAAUGCUGGCUGAACGUGAAGAACUCACAUGGAUCAAGCUAAGAAUAGAAAGAAUGAAGGAGAACUGGAUAAAGGAUAUGAAAGCAUUGGCAAAGAAGCAGAAUUUAGAAAAUCGACCAAACAAAAAGAUUUUACUUCAUUUAGGCCUUUUGACAAAGGAGUCAGGAUUUAAGAUAGCCGAGAAUGUCUUCAAAGGAGGCCCACUUGGGGAAUUGGUGCAGUGGAGUGACCUCAUUGCCUCAGUGUAUUUAUUAGGUCACAACUUGAUGCUUUCUACAUCAGUAAAUGAGUUAAAAGGUUACUUGAGCAUCUUGACUGGAAAUAAAGAUGGAUGUCCAAUCAGGGGACCAAAGCUAUUGGACCUAAUAUACAUUGACAUUGUUGGGUUAAAACAACUGCAAACUGUACUAGGAGGAUCUUUCACCCACUAUCGAUGCUUGUUGAGGGUUCUUGAUUCUUUUGGAACUGAACCGGAAUUUAACCAUGCUGAAUAUGCCAAGAGAAAGAACCAUGGAUCCCCCUGGGGCAAACUGAAUCUAAUUCCUAAGCAGUUUUACAACAUGUUCCCCCAUACACCUGAUAACAGUUUUUUGGGCUUUGUGGUGGAGGACCGUUUCAACAGUAAUAAUAUUACACUCAAUAAGAUACCAAGAACUAAUAAAGCUCUGAUUUAUGGUAAACUGGCAGGCUAUUGGAAGGACAAAUCGUCUUUCCUGGAUAUUGUCAAAAAUUAUGCUGAGAUCCAUGGUACUUUUCAUAAUGAAAAUCAUGUCCUUUUACCUAAUUUUAUAAUUAAUCAUGGGAUCCUCAGUGGGCAUGACCUUCAUCUCUUGCUAAGAGAGACUAAGAUUUUUGUAGGGCUAGGAUUUCCCUAUGAAGGCCCAGCACCUCUUGAAGCAAUUGCAAAUGGCUGCAUAUUUCUGAAUCCAAAAUUUAACCCUCCAAAGAGCAGGAAAAACACUAAUUUCUUCCAAGGGAAACCAACAUUCAGAGAGUUUCUUUUGCCAAUUCUCCUGAUUGCUGAAGAAAUUGAAUUGUUGCUGGGAUACCGUUCCCAAGAUGCCAAGCAUCUUGUGUCGGUGAACACGUAA